AAGAAUGAAGUUAGCUAGCCAGUCGACGGCCGGCGGUUCAGUUGGUUCAUUAAACUUACCGAGCAGCGUUCUUAUAUUAAUGUAUGUGAUAGACGUCGUGUGUACAAUAAAAUAAAAAUUAAAUAUUACUUGUUCGAGUGCGAUCGUAGUGUCAUACAUUUAUAAAUAACAAACGCGCAUGAAAGUCAUAUGAACCUGCGUAUAAUAGUGUAAUUGAUUAAUAUAAAAAUGUUAUUUUAUUAGUUUUCAUCAACUUUCCUCGAUAAUAUUCUAGCUACAAUAUUAAAAUAAUAUUGCAGUGAAUGAAAAUAAAUUCGAUUUUAGUCAAUAAAUGAUGAUCCCUCAUCAACCAUUCAGGACUAGUUUGAUUUUCACUACUGCUGUCAUUUACGUAUUGAUUUCCCUGGUGUCCAAUGCUAAUGGUCAAAUAGAUUGCUAUGAGUGUUCGGUACAUCCACCAGAACCAUAUCUGAACCAAACGAGCAGAUUGUGUUCGAAGUUUGAUGGUUCCGAUCACUACAAAGUCCACUGUCCAAAUUCUACAUAUUGCAUGAAAAAAUCGUUUCAACUUGAACUACAGGCCGGAAAAAUCGUAAAAGGAAAUGUGAGGGGUUGUGCGUCACAGAAAUACGAUUAUCAGGUUUACAAGAACGGGUCGUGGAAAGUCGAGUCAGCCGUCGAGUACGAUUCGCUCAAAAAAGGAUGCUUUUCUGGCAACGAUGACCAACUGAGGACAGCGGAAACGCAGUUCUGCUACUGCGACGACAACCUUUGCAACAAUGCCAAACAAACUACGAACUUUUCCAGCCAUACGGAUACGAUUGCCGUGAUCAUCAUUUACAACAUUAUGAGGUUUCUAAAAACCCACACGCAGCCGGCAUAACAUAACUUUCGUAUACGUCGCGUGGCGUUUAGAAAUUUUGGCCAACUGUACAAAGACUAAAUAUAUAAUAAAUGAAAAAACAUAAAAUGCUAAAACAACAUGUGACGUGGAUGAGGACAUAGGCAUUUUUGGUUUUUUAAUAUACUAAUUGGACCAACGUCCAAAAUGUACGUUGUUAUCUUAUUGUUAUAAUAUUAUAAUAAUUUAUUUAACAUCUAUUUUUCGUUCAAAUCUAGAUUUACCUAUAUCUUAUAUACCUACUACAAUAGAGUUAUAGUCGAUUGUACAACGAAUACACUAUACGCGAAAAUAACACUAAGUUGGUAUAAUAUGAUAUUAAAUUUAUCUAUAUUUGAUCAAUGAUCAUCGACUAGAAGAUAUAAAAUUAUUGUAAGAGAAUAUUAUAAUAGAAAUCUAUGAUAAAACAAAAU
Melanaphis sacchari is the source of this 1314-nucleotide messenger RNA. RefSeq lists its product as uncharacterized. Bases 332 to 883 code for a protein of 183 amino acids. The transcript has 3 exons. NCBI's taxonomy places the organism in Eukaryota, Metazoa, Arthropoda, Insecta, Hemiptera, Aphididae. Gene Ontology annotation, biological process: sleep; positive regulation of voltage-gated potassium channel activity; regulation of synaptic transmission, cholinergic. The record is from RefSeq and is a predicted model, not a curated record.